ACGCCUCGGCCCCGGGCCAGGCGAAACAAAGGCUCGGUAACGCGGUUGCUAGAGCGCCGCCGGUCGCCUGGUAACCGUCCGCUGCCUCUUUAUCCGGGGGCGUCUGCGGGCUGGGGUGGAGUUUGAGUCCCUGCAGGCGCCCGUCCGGCGGCUCGCCGUGUCCCGGAGCUACUUCUCGCCUCCGCUCCCGUUCCUAUGCGGGCUGCAGCAGCGGCGCUCCCAGCAGCGUGGCCCCUGGCGGGCGGCCCCUCUGGGCAACGGGUCGCUUCACAGCGAGCCCGGCCCCGGCCCCGCCGGGGCUGCCCGGGAGCGCCAUGAGUUCGGAGCCGCCCCGUGCCUCGCUGCUCCGCGCCCUGUUUAAGAUGGAGCCGGCGACAGCCGCCUCCGAAGUGCUGGGGGGAGCCUCGGAGUUCGUGAAAGAUCGGUUGUACUUCGCUACUUUACGAAAUAAACCGAAAAGUACUGUGAAUACCCAUUACUUCUGUACCGAUGAGGAGCUGGUCUAUGAAAAUUUCUAUGGAGAUUUUGGGCCGUUAAAUUUGGCAAUGUUAUACAGAUACUGCUGUAAACUAAAUAAGAAAUUGAAGUAUUUCAGCCUAUCAAGAAAGAAGAUCGUGUACUAUACCAGUUUUGACCAGCGGAAACGAGCAAAUGCAGCAUUUUUAAUAGGUGCAUAUGCUGUAAUAUACUUGAAGAAAACACCAGAAGAAGCUUACAGAACACUCUUGUCUGGAUCUAAUCCACCGUAUCUUCCAUUUAGGGAUGCUUCAUUUGGGAACUGCACGUACAAUCUAACGAUCUUGGACUGUUUGCAGGGAAUAAAUAAGGCCUUGCAGCAUGGAUUUUUUGACUUUAAGACAUUUGAUGUGGAUGAAUAUGAACACUAUGAGCGAGUGGAAAACGGUGACUUCAACUGGAUUGUUCCAGGAAAAUUUUUGGCAUUUAGUGGACCGCACCCAAAAAGCAAACUUGAAAAUGGUUAUCCUCUUCAUGCACCUGAAGCCUACUUUCCCUAUUUCAAGAAACAUAAUGUCACAUCAAUCAUAAGACUAAACAAGAAAAUUUAUGAGGCAAAACGCUUUACUGAUGCUGGUUUUGAGCAUUAUGACCUGUUCUUCAUAGAUGGAAGCACACCAAGCGACAGUAUAGUUCAGAGGUUCCUGAACAUCUGUGAAAAUGCUGACGGUGCUGUUGCUGUACAUUGUAAAGCUGGCCUGGGGAGAACAGGAACACUGAUUGCCUGCUACAUAAUGAAGCACUACAGGUUCACACAUGCUGAAGCUAUUGCUUGGAUAAGAAUAUGUCGACCAGGCUCUAUUAUAGGACCCCAGCAACACUUCUUAGAAGAGAAGCAGGAAAUGUUAUGGCUGGAGGGGGAUCUUAUCCGAACAAAGCAGAAACAACAAGUAGCUGAUGGAAACAUGAACAGAGUUCUUUGUGGCUUGAAUGACAUUUCCAUCAGUGACAGCUUGAAUAAAGUACAGGACUUGGAUCAAUACAGGGAGAACGAUUCUGAAGAUAAAGCAGGUGUGGAAACUCAGAAUGGCAUGACACAGGGAGACAGGCUUAAUGCUUUAAAAAGUCGGAGACGGCCAUGUUCUGCUACAACUGGAGCUCUGAGGCUGCAAGACAUGAAACUGCACACCAGGUCAAUAUCACAGCCUUUCAGACUGAAUACCUCAGGUAGCACAGAAGGAUCCAUGUCUCCUCUGAAGGCCUCCAAAGUGCUGGCAGCUAAGUCACCAUCUGCAGAAAGAAUCAGCAGAAUUCCCAUAUCCUCCGGCUCUAACCUUAAAAGCGUUUCCAUAAACUCCAGACUAGCCAGUUCUCUAGGGAACCUGUAUACCGCUUCAGAUGAUGAUGAGAGCAAAAUGACAUCAUCGUGCUCUAGGACAGGUUUUUCUGUAAGCCAAAUCUCCAGCCACUUGAAUGGCAGCUUGCAGCUGCCUCACAGAAAUAACCAUGAACUGAACAACAACUUAUACAACAGAAACAGCACUAGUGGCAACAACCUGAGCAGCCAAACCAGUUUUCACAGCGCUGUGACAGAUGAGUACGCUCAGCCUUCCUUUAUGGGCCUUACAACUCCUCCAGCACGAUACCAGAGUCAAUCAAUUCCUUCCCUUCAGUCUGAAUGUGUUCAGUACUAAAGCCUUGCUGCUUUGGUGAAUCCUGUUGAGCUCUUAAAAUUGAAGUUGUUCAUGAAGGAGAAGAACUGAAGGAAGGAAGCUGCUCACUCAGAGGAGGAAUCUUCAAUACAAGACAUAUUAAAACCUUAACACCAAGAGGAGACUUCUUAACAGGCAGAAAUGUCUUGUUAAUGACUACUGCAGAUGCACUGAUGUUGAAUUUAUAGAAAUUAUUUUACCCCAUGUUAUAUACAGAUUGAAAUUUUUAAUGUUAAGACAGCCUGAAUAUAUUUCUAAUGAGUUUCAUUAAGACUUUUAUUAACUUGUGUACAGUGUUAAAAUAUAAAGAGAAUAUUUUGGUAAGCAAUAUAUAUAUAUACACAAAUUAUGUAAAAAAAAUAGUAUAUAUUUUAAUUUAGUGUUGUUUACCUCUUUGCUACAAAAAUGUGUAUUUUACAGAAUUUUUGUGUUUAUCAAAGAUAAAUUUUUUUAUGGACAAGAUGGUUUUUCUUGUUAAUGGGUCCACCAUUAUGGCUAAAAGCCUAAUCUAAUUACUUUUUCACUAAUUGGUCUUCUGGUAACGUAAUGGAAGUCCGACUAAUGAGGGGCUAGUUAUCCUACUAUCUACUGAAAGCACUUGAUACAUAGUCUACUUUCCACUUUCAGCUGCUAAUGUUUCAUAAGGAAACAAUAUGAAAGAAAAAGGGAAAAUAUUUGCUGAGAUGUAAACUUACAUCUUACAGGUAACUUACAUCUUCCAUUGCAAAGAGAAAAUAAUUGAUCUGAUGAUUCAAGUGUACAAUUAGUGCUUUCUUUCCAUUUGUCUCAAAGGAAUGUUUUAACUUUUUCUUUGAAAUGUAGAAGGUUAAAUUGCUAUGCAAUAUAUACUGCAAAAAUGAAAGCAGACCAAACUUAAGUUGGUAAGAAUGUGUAUGUACAAUGAAUUUGGCAGUGCUGCAUACUUACAUGUUUUUAUCUUACAUUUGGCAGUAUAUGUACAGUUUCAUUAGCAAAGCAUACUAAAGUAAAUGUUGGAAGUUUAUGAAAUUUUCCCUUAUCAACUGGACACUUCAUGAACUUUAACAUGUGAAAACUAUUACUAAACAUACAGCUAAUGUAACCUCCUGUAUCACAGAAUAUUUUUAUAAGUAGUAAAGAUAUUCUUUAAUGUAUAGUUUAAUCAGGUGUGAUUAGGAAUGAGAUGUAGAAUGAAGUGGUAUUACAAUGAAAUACUAGAGAUCAUGUGUAAAACUUUCAGAACUCCACAAGUGCACAGUAAGCAAAAAAACGUAAGCAGCUGUGAGGACUUGAUUUGCCACUGAUUUCAAAGACACAAACAAAAAUGUAUCACUUAUGAGUUUUUCUGAUAUCUCCAGAAACUUGAAAAUAAAACUUGGUUGAGUUAUGUCACUCUUUGUUUCUGAAGACUUGUGAAUGCCCUGCAUUUGCUCUACAAUUGAAGUGAAGAUAAAGUGCCACAUUAUUUAUUUUUUAAAAGAUUGGAUGACAUACUGCUAUGGAAGGUUGUACUGAAAGUGUUAAUAAGCAAUACUGAGAGCAGCUAUAUAAAUUGCUGAAUAAAAUUUACAUGCAAUACUGUACUAUUUUCACAACUGUGUAUAUGUAACAUAUACACACACAAAGUAGCAUAUGUGUGUGCAUAUAUAUACAAUAUACUGUAUAUGAAUUAUAGAUUAAUGGUAAGGUAAUUCUACCUCUUAUAAAUAAUUUUGUCAUGUAGUUUGUUAUAGUUUCCUUAAUAAAACUGUUUAAUUUUGAAAUGUAGGUAUAUCUACAUACAGCUAAUUGACAAUAAAAUGCCUAUUAUCAGCCA
Molecule: messenger RNA, 3963 nt
Organism: Columba livia (rock pigeon)
Lineage: Eukaryota; Metazoa; Chordata; Aves; Columbiformes; Columbidae
Gene: CDC14A
Product: cell division cycle 14A
Biological process (GO): protein dephosphorylation; cilium assembly; microtubule cytoskeleton organization
Cellular component (GO): cytoplasm; centrosome; nucleolus
Molecular function (GO): protein serine/threonine phosphatase activity; protein tyrosine phosphatase activity; protein tyrosine/serine/threonine phosphatase activity
Source: RefSeq, a predicted model, not a curated record